Molecule: messenger RNA, 390 nt
Organism: Sodiomyces alkalinus F11
Lineage: Eukaryota; Fungi; Ascomycota; Sordariomycetes; Glomerellales; Plectosphaerellaceae
Exons: 4
Coding region: 1-390 (129 amino acids)
Source: RefSeq, a predicted model, not a curated record
AUGGCUGGCUACACGUGCUGUCUUACGCGACGGAGCCCUGGCAGCGGCCUGGCAGCGGGCCUGCUUUCCACUCCUCUCUAUGGAAGGCCAGAACCCCCCCCCCCCCCCCCACCCUUCCUCCUUCCCAUCCUUGUGACCGCAGCCUCCCGCACCACCUGCGAACCAACCUGCGACAAACAGAGACAACCGCACAGUAAACCGAAGGACGACAAGACGCCAGCUUUGACAUUAUUGCAGAGAGUACUCGAACAAAACUUCCUCAUCGCUUCGUCUACAUCCCUUAGACAGAGCAGCACCUGCUGGCUUGCUUUGAUCGUCAGCUUGCUCCUUGCUCCUGCUCCUCGAACCCGUCCUUCCUCUUCCUCCCUCCUUGCCGAUGCCCUUCCUUGA